GGGUUUGAAGCUGCACCGCCAGGGAGCGAGGCCGCAGUGACAGCGCGGGGCGCUCGGACCGCGGCUGCCCCGCAGCGCCCGGCGGCGUCCGGCGCUCCGGGCCCGACAUGGCAGUCCCAGUAGGCCCGCGCGGCUCAGAGACCGAGCGGCUCCUGACACCCAGCCCUGGAUAUGGGACCCAGACAGGGGCUUCCCCAGCCCCUUCAACCCCUCCAGAAGAGGAAGAUCUCCGUCGCCGUCUCAAGUACUUCUUCAUGAGCCCCUGUGAUAAAUUCCGGGCCAAGGGUCGCAAGCCUUUCAAGCUUAUGCUGCAGGUGGUGAAGAUCUUGGUGGUCACUGUGCAGCUCAUCCUGUUUGGGCUCAGCAACCAGCUGGCGGUGACGUUCCGGGAGGAGAACACCAUUGCUUUCCGGCACCUCUUCCUACUGGGCUACACGGAUGGGGCAGAUGACACGUUCGCAGCCUACACGCGGGAACAGCUAUACCAGGCCAUCUUCUAUGCUGUGGACCAGUACCUGAUGCUCCCAGACGUGUCCCUGGGCCGGUAUGCCUAUGUGCGGGGCGGGGGCGGCCCCUGGGCCAACGGCUCAGCCCUGGCCCUCUGCCAGUGCUACUACCACCGGGGACACGUGGACCCAGCCAACGACACAUUUGACAUUGAUCCAAUGGUCGUCACGGACUGCAUCCGGGUGGACCCCCCUGAGAGACCCCCCGUCCCCCCCAGUGAUGAUCUCUCCCUCUCGGAUGGCAGCGCCAGUUACAGGAACCUCACGCUCAAAUUCCACAAGCUGAUCAACGUCACCAUCCACUUCCAGCUGAAGACCAUUAACCUCCAGAGCCUGAUCAACAAUGAAAUCCCAGACUGCUACACCUUCAGUAUCCUGAUCACAUUUGACAAUAAGGCACACAGUGGGCGUGUCCCCAUCAGCCUAGAGACCCAGGCCCAUAUCCAGGAGUGUAAGCACCCCAGCGUCUUUGGCCAUGGAGACAACAGCUUCCGGCUCCUGUUUGACGUGGUUGUGAUCCUCACCUGCGCCUUCUCCUUCCUGCUGUGUGCCCGCUCACUGCUCCGAGGCUUCCUCCUGCAGAAUGAAUUUGUCAGGUUCAUGUGGCGACGGCGGGGACGGGUCAUCAGCCUGUGGGAGCGGUUGGAAUUUGUCAAUGGCUGGUACAUCCUGCUGGUCACCAGCGACAUGCUCACCAUCUCGGGCACCAUCAUGAAGAUUGGCAUCGAAGCCAAGAACCUGGCAAGCUACGACGUCUGCAGCAUCCUCCUGGGCACCUCUACUCUGCUAGUCUGGGUUGGAGUCAUCCGCUACUUGACCUUCUUCCAUAAGUACAAUAUCCUCAUCGCCACGCUGCGGGUGGCCCUGCCCAGCGUCAUGCGCUUCUGCUGCUGUGUGGCCGUCAUCUAUCUGGGCUACUGCUUCUGUGGCUGGAUCGUGUUGGGGCCCUACCACGUGAAGUUCCGCUCACUGUCCAUGGUGUCCGAGUGCCUGUUCUCGCUUAUCAACGGGGAUGACAUGUUCGUGACCUUCGCGGCCAUGCAGGCGCAGCAGAGCCGCAGCAGCCUGGUGUGGCUCUUCUCUCAGCUCUACCUGUACUCCUUCAUCAGCCUGUUCAUCUACAUGGUGCUCAGCCUCUUCAUCGCACUCAUCACAGGCGCCUACGACACCAUCAAGGGAAGCCAAGCCAUUGGAGUAGGAAAUGGCAGCCCACUCCAGCAUUCUUGCCUGGAAAAUCCCUUGGAUAGAGGAGCCUGGUGGGCUACAUUCCCUAGGAUUGCAAAGAGUCGGACACGACUGAGUGACUGAACACACCCAAACCAAGCCAUAGAGUUUCAGUGACCCACCCAAGGUUGGCUACUAGGCAGAUGGUGAACCCAGCUCAUCCCGAAACUUGUGUGAUUCCAGAAGUGCUGCUCCCAACCCCUCUGUCCUGUGGGUCUGGGGAAUGGUGGUGGUCCUGUAGGCUGCAUGGCCCAGAGCAGAAGGUGGGCGUGACAGGUAGACAGACUCUUUCAGCAGAUAUGUUUGGGAGCGUGUUGUGUGCCAAGCCUGGUGCCAGGUGUCUGUCCAGCACUGGUGGGCAGGAUGGAUAAUGGACAAACCAGAGUAUGGCGAUCUACUGAUGGGAGGUGGUAUAAAAAGGAAGUACUGAAGGUUACAGAGGUCCCUUGCUUUAGACUGGUGUUGGGCUGAGUCCAGGCAAAUUUCUCAAAUGUGCUGUCUGGUCUCUGGCCACACAGGUGACUAGUUACACUUUGACUUUCAUGAAAAUGAAACAAUUUGAAAUUCAGUUCCUCACUCACACCAGGCAUAGAGCAAGCACCCAAACGCCAGUGUGGUUAGUAGCUCCCAGAUUUAGACAGCACAGAUAUCAAACCUUUCCAUCAUCUCAGAACAUUCUGGAUUGAUGAGACAAGAGCCCAGGAGAGAGCACACCAGGGAGAAGGAACUGCCAGAAAGGAUUUGGAGAAGAGAGUGGUCCCAUGAGGUUGGGAAGGGCAAAAAAGAGCCUGAAAGCCAGAACUUCCCUGCAACUGGGAAUGCAGAAGACUGCACUGGCCUGUGCCUGGACAUACAGCCAGGCGACAGACAUACUUCUGUCACUCAGACCCAAGGACCCCUCAUCGGUCUUCCUCUAGCACAUUAAGAUCACACGUGUGUGUCAGCCUUGGGGGUACAAACCCAGACCUUGCUUCUGCUGUGUGCACCCAAGUCAGUAGGUGGUUGCCAAGCACCCAGAUUGGGUCCAGCAUGGCUCUAGGUGGUGGACUCACAGGUGGAGAGGGCACAUUCAGUGGUCAGGGAAUGUCUCCAGGUGAAGCAAAGCACGGGGAACCAGCAGGUGGAGGGCACAGCAUGUGCAAAACCCCAGAGGAGGGAGCCUGGUUGGUCCACCAGGAUCAGGGAGGAGAUU
Odocoileus virginianus texanus is the source of this 2922-nucleotide messenger RNA. It is a transcript of the gene MCOLN1, whose product is annotated as mucolipin TRP cation channel 1. Gene Ontology annotation, cellular component: plasma membrane; lysosomal membrane. Gene Ontology annotation, molecular function: NAADP-sensitive calcium-release channel activity. NCBI's taxonomy places the organism in Eukaryota, Metazoa, Chordata, Mammalia, Artiodactyla, Cervidae. The record is from RefSeq and is a predicted model, not a curated record.